GUGUUUAUAAGAAAUCAAAGAGAGGGGGAGCAAGCAGCACCUUUUAUAGUGAGUCAGGCUUACCUGGUUGUUGCCAGGUAAGUGUGGGGCGGAGCAUACCUGGUUGUUGCCAGUUAACUGUGAGGUGGAGCUUAGACAAUGCUAACAAUACCUAUGAAUGUGUGGGCCCCGCCUUUAAUCCCAGGAACUGGGGAGCUGAGACAGGCGGAUCUCUAUUGAGUUCAAAGUCAGCCUGGUCUAUAUAGUGACUUCCAGACCAUCCAGAGCUACAUAGUGAGAUCUUGUCUAGAACAAAACGCAUAGGGAAACAAUGAAGAAUGACAGACACGCAGCACUAGUUUAGUAAGUUAAAGAAAUGAUGGACACAUACGCAAGAACAAAAAGCUAAACCAACAACCAGACCUGGGGAAGUGUGGCCUCAUCCCUGGACUACAAACCGGUGCAUCAUGGGACGAUUUAAGGGGCAAAACCGAAGCCAGACGCGGUGGAUUAUGGGAGGCGUUUCUAAAGGCCGCGGGAGCGGCAAACCGAGAAAGUCGCGUGAGUCGGGGUGGGCCAGCCUGACUGGGGCCCAAGCCUGUUCCCCGAGCCCACGGCAGGAUGCAGUGCCACGCUUCCGCUGGCCCAGCGAUGCUGAGUGUGCGUCCUCUACUCACAGCCCUGCCAUGUCCGGCUGCGAACUGCCCAUGGGCCUGUGCCCAGACAUGUGCCCGGCCGCCGAGCGCGCCCGACGCGAACGCGAGCGCCGCCUGCACCGACUGGAGGUGGAGCCAGGCGGCGGUGGAAACGCUCCCCGAGCCGACCCGAGGCGCACAGUGAAGGAGUACAGCCGGCCGGCAGCGGGCAAACCCCGGCCCCCGCCAAGCCUGCUGCGGCCGCCCCCAGUGCUCCUGGCCACCGUGCGCUAUCUGGCCGGUGAGGUGGCUGACCGCGCCGACGUGUCGUGCGCGGAGGUGGCGAGCUUCGUGGCCGAUCGCCUGCGCGCAGUGCGACUGGAUCUGUCGCUGCAGGGCGUGGGCGACGCGGACGCGGCAGCGGUGCUGGAGGCUGCGCUGGCCACGCUGCUGGCUGUGGUGGCUCGGGUGCGGCCAGAAGAGACACGCGGAGCCGUGGACCCGGUGCUGCUUCAGACUCAGGUUCAGGAAGGCUUCGGUUCGCUACGGCGCUGCUACGCCCGGAGCAAAGCCCCGCACCCCCGCCAGGCUGCCUUUCAGGGCCUGUUUCUGCUCUACAACUUGGGUUCUGUGGAGGCCCUGCAGGAGGUUCUACAGCUGCCGGCCGCCCUGCGUGCCUGCCCACCCCUUCAGACUGCCCUGGCUGUUGAUGCUGCCUUCCGGGAAGACAACUAUGCCCGACUGUUUCGCCUGCUUCGCACCUUGCCCUACCUACAGAGCUGCGCAGUGCAGGAACACAUUGGGCAUGCCCGCCGCAAAGCCCUGGCCCGCCUGGCCCGUGCCCUGAGCACUCCGAAAGGACAGACUUUGCCUUUGGACUUCAUAGUACACUUUCUGGCCCUGGACGGACUCCAGGAAGCACAGGACCUGUGCCAGGCCCACGGACUGACCUUGGAUAAAGGCAGAGUUGUAUUCCUGAGGGGUCAAUACUCUGAGGAAGGACUCCCACCCUCUGGUACCUGCCACAUAUUAGUGGGAAGCAAGCUGCGGGGACACACCCUGGAGGAAGUGGUCAUGGCGGAGGAAGACAAGGACGUUCCCAGACCUGGGUCUCCAGCUUGAGAGGGCCUCAUCUCCCACAAGGCCUAGAGUAGAGCACCUAGGGUUCUUCUUCAAGGUUCCAAACAAUAAAAGGAACUCAUUAUGAUUUCCAAACGAUAA
This is a messenger RNA of Apodemus sylvaticus (European woodmouse), 1835 nucleotides long. It is a transcript of the gene Sac3d1, whose product is annotated as SAC3 domain containing 1. The record is from RefSeq and is a predicted model, not a curated record. The coding region runs from base 447 to 1736 and encodes 429 amino acids. NCBI's taxonomy places the organism in Eukaryota, Metazoa, Chordata, Mammalia, Rodentia, Muridae. Gene Ontology annotation, cellular component: nucleus; spindle; centrosome. Gene Ontology annotation, biological process: centrosome duplication; spindle assembly. The transcript has 2 exons.